AUGGCUGCUGACAUGGCCGAGCUCAUGGCCUUGCUCAAGGGCCCAAAUCGCGCCUCCUCGAGCUCUACUCCACCUCCGGGGUACAAGCCAACGGUCGACCUGAACCCUUGGGUCCUACCGACCCAUGCUCCGGAGAGUGACAAAGCGCUCGUAAUGCACGCACCGGCGGUCCACCUGGUCAAGAUUCCUCCGCCACCGGUGACGCUCCCGACGGCCGUUCCUCUCCCACCGUCGGACCCAGCUAUGUUAGCACUGCCGCCGAUGUCCAUACCAGCUCCGGCUCCAAUCUACGCAGCUCCUCCGCCAAUAGUCUUCCCGAUACCAAACACCCACGCUCCUGUUUAUACAUUCGAGCCUCUCCCAUUCCAAGCUCCACAACCCCAUAUCAGCUUCUUUUACCCAGCACCACCUCCCAUAAAUAUCCCUGUCUCUGAACCAAACACGCCAACUCAGGCGGCCUUCGCAGCUCCACCAACAAACUGUCUCCUAGAGACUGAAGCCGAGCAGGAGCAGUGA
Punica granatum (pomegranate) is the source of this 516-nucleotide messenger RNA. The record is from RefSeq and is a predicted model, not a curated record. NCBI's taxonomy places the organism in Eukaryota, Viridiplantae, Streptophyta, Magnoliopsida, Myrtales, Lythraceae.